AUGUGGAAAACGAUUAAUAAACUUGCAGGACAAAAGUCAAAAACAACUUUAAUAUCGGAAAUCCAACAUGACAACCAAAAUGUGACAAAACCAGAGGAGAUCGCAAAUAGCUUAAACGCGCAUCUCAAUGAGGUAGCAUCAAACCUAGCAAAAGACAUUCCACAAAGUUCCAAGACGGCAGAGUCUUACUUAACCUCAUCCAACGCACGGUUUGAUAUUCAAAACGUCUUAUUAACAAAAGUAUUUAAAUUGCUUUCGACGAUAAAAACAUCCAAGUCAGCAGGCCAUGAUAGAAUAUCCGGCAAACUUCUGAAAGAUGCGGCUGAAGUUAUAGCACCCACAUUAACAGCCAUAUUUAAUGCAUCUAUAAAUGCGGGUGUAUUUCCUGAUGACUUUAAAACUGCAAUCAUUUCAUCCAUUCAUAAGUCUGGAAGUAAAACAAAUUGCGAUAAUCAUCGCCCAAUCUCUGUUCUAUCACCAGUUUCUAAAAUAUUUGAGAAAUUAAUUAUCGAACAGCUUGAAACGUAUCUGGAAUCUAACGGCAUACUUACGGAACAGCAAGCAGGAUUCAGAAAAAACCAUUCCACAGAAACCUCCCUACUUAACAUUACAAACCAAUGGUUAAUGAAUAUGGACAAGGGUUGUUUGAACGGUGUUAUUUUUCUGGAUUUCAAAAAAGCGUUUGACUGCGUUGACCGCCAUAUAUUAAUUAAGAAAAUACAUAUCUAUGGAAUAAGAGGACAUACACUUGCAUGGUUUCAAUCUUAUCUUACAAAUAGGACUCAAAUCUGCAAAGUCAACCAAGCAAUGUCUGAGGCAAGGACUGUUAAGUGUGGCAUACUUCAAG
Molecule: messenger RNA, 847 nt
Organism: Paramuricea clavata
Lineage: Eukaryota; Metazoa; Cnidaria; Anthozoa; Malacalcyonacea; Plexauridae
Source: the annotation of a GenBank genome assembly